This is a messenger RNA of Prorocentrum cordatum, 731 nucleotides long. The record is from the annotation of a GenBank genome assembly. NCBI's taxonomy places the organism in Eukaryota, Dinophyceae, Prorocentrales, Prorocentraceae.
GCUUCCAGGUGGGAGUGAACUGCGUCCCUGGACCGCCCGCGCCAGGGCCCGCCGGCCCGCGCACGCGAGCGGAGCGGGCGCUUCAUGCUGGCCGGAGCCCUCGCGUGCCUCGUGCUGCUGCCCAGCGCCUGGGUCUGCGUCCGCUGCACGGUGCCCGGCGCGGGGAGGUCGAGCUUCGUUGACGCGUACACGCGCGCGGCCGACGCGUACUCGCUGGUGCGGCAGGACGGCGCGGCCGAGGACCGCGACCGCGAGGACGGCCGCUGGACGUCGGACGAGGACUUCUGGAGGUGGAGCCGGGCCGCCGUGGGCCUGCCGGAGCCGAGGAGCGGCAGCCGCGAGGGCGCCCUGGAGGAGAGCGCGCGAAGCCCCCGCGGCUGCCGGCGCGGCGCCAAGCCGCCCACGUCGCGAACCGCGACUUCCUACGUGCAGGUCUGCAGAGGCGCGGCGCGCGGCGGGGCAGACCCGAAGAUCCGCCGCAUUCAGAGAGGGCCCGCCGCCUGCUGAGAAAGCCCUUCUGCUGGGUAUCUCCGUCCGGGGAAGCGUAGGACUCGAGCAGGCCCGGACUCGGGCUUGCCGACGUCUUCGACGAGCGCGUCCUGGAUUUUGGAGGUCCAGUGUUCGUAGGAUACGGGCACGAUGCCCAGCAGCAGCUCCUGUCCAUUGUGAACAGGACUCGCUGUCUGCGCCGCCGCGGCCGCUGCUCUUUGAAGACAAGAAGCCGCCCUCCC